UUUUUAAUUUUAGUUUAGAUAGAUAGAUAUAUAUAUAUAUAUAUAUAUAUAUAUAUAUAUAUAGAUAGAUAGAUAGAUAGAUAGAUAGAGAGAGAUGGGGAGGAGUCCGUGUUGCUCCAAGGAAGGACUCAACAGGGGAGCCUGGACUGCCAUAGAAGAUCAAACACUUGCAGCUUACAUUAAAGCCCAUGGAGAAGGACAAUGGAGAAACCUCCCCAAGAGAGCUGGACUGAAGCGAUGUGGUAAGAGUUGUAGACUUAGAUGGUUAAAUUAUCUUAGACCAGACAUCAAGAGAGGAAACAUUUCUCAUGACGAAGAGGAACUCAUAAUCAGACUCCAUAAGCUUCUUGGUAACAGAUGGUCUUUAAUAGCUGGGAGACUUCCGGGGCGAACAGACAAUGAAAUCAAAAACUACUGGAACACUACUCUAGCAAAGAAAGCUGGAGCUCAAACAUCUUCACAACAAACCAAUCUGCAGUGUUCCACGAUAAGCAAAUCCAGAUCAUCAGUACUGAAGAAGUCAGCUACCAAGCCACCAAUUUCGCCACCGGCUCGGACCAAUCAAGCGCAAGCAAUCCGAACCAAGGCCACGAGGUGCACCAAAAUACUUGACGCAGUCCCUGCAAUAUCAUUUCCAUUUCCAAAUUUAUAUGACAAUCGUUACACAAACUCGGCAUUAGAGCUUCAAGCACAACAAAUAUUCCAGCAGGGUACAAAUAAUAAUACAGAGAGAGAGUCGUGUGGAAUUGAUGAGGAGAUGAAUGUUGCAUACUCUAGCAACUCUGGUUUCUUAGAUAUUGGGUUUGAUGAGUUUCCGGCAAUGAAUGAUGAUGAUGAUACGACGAAGAGGGUAUAUAGCUAUGACAACGAUAUCCCCUUGGAUGCUGACUAUUUGUUCAAGGAGUGGAGCGUGGAUGGUUUUCUUGAUCACGACAAUGUCGCUAUCGGUGUCGGUUCCUUGGCAGCUUUACUUGAUUGUGAGGAAUGGCCAUGAGAUUCUAAAUCAUUCUAACAUAGACAAAAAAGAAUGUACAAAUGUGCUUUUUCUAUGGAAAUACCAAGGAUUCGUGUAUGUAUGGGUUUAUCUCAUAAGUGCUUCAACUCUCACAUACUAGAGGCUACUUUUAAUUUGCAUGUCAUUUUAUGAAUAAUAUUGUUGCAAGUUCUAAUUUGCUAGUAAA
Molecule: messenger RNA, 1181 nt
Organism: Cornus florida
Lineage: Eukaryota; Viridiplantae; Streptophyta; Magnoliopsida; Cornales; Cornaceae
Product: transcription factor MYB123-like
Exons: 3
Coding region: 95-994 (299 amino acids)
Source: RefSeq, a predicted model, not a curated record